This is a messenger RNA of Dentiscutata erythropus, 981 nucleotides long. The record is from the annotation of a GenBank genome assembly. NCBI's taxonomy places the organism in Eukaryota, Fungi, Glomeromycota, Glomeromycetes, Diversisporales, Gigasporaceae.
AUGACUUUACCUUACCAAAAUAAUAAUAAUAAUCCUUUCGUUUCAUCAAUGAUGUCUCCACCACCUUCACCAAAAAAAAGUGUAGUAGAUACUACCACUUUAGAGAAAGCAACAAUUUCACGUGAAAUAAAUACAUUACUAAAUGAAACAACAACAACAGAAAAACCUAAAGAACUAGUCGAAAAAACAAUUAAACCAAAGACGACCGUCAAUCAACAACCUAAACCUAAACAUAAAAGUGAGCACAUGACAAAUACAAAUAUGAAAAGUAUGACAAGUAUGAAAAAUGAUAAUCACAUAACUAUAUUCCAAAAAAGUCGUAAUAGAAUUCAUAGAAUUCGUAAAAAUCCUUAUCCAAUGAAAUCACCAACAAAAUCAUCACCAGGAAUUACACUUAAACUUGAUGUAUUUACACCUUUUAAAGAGGAUCCUAUGGCACUUUUACAUAUAAAUAAACCAUAUCAAACAUUAACAUCAGAGUGUAGUACACCUUCAUUAACAUCUUUUAAUUCAUAUUUUAAUUCAUCACCUGAUUCAACACCACCAUCAAUUAUGGCAGAUCGAGGACUUUUAGAUACAACAUUUAAUACAGUUACAUCAGGAGAAAUAAAAUCUAUUAGACUUCCACCACCACCACCAAUGGAAUGGGAUAAAUUAAUAGAAAAUAUUAAUGAAAUGAGAUUAAAUAAUAAUAUAUUAAAUAAUAUUACACCAAAAAUUAGUUGGAAAGGACAACCACUUACAAUUUCACAUUUACCACAUUUUAAUGCUUUACAUCGUAAAGAAGUAGAAGUAGCAUCUACAUUACGUCUUACACCAGUACAAUAUUUAACCGCUAAACAUACUUUGGUAUCAGCAGCACAAAGAUAUGUUCAAAAAUCACUUCCAUUUAGAAAAAGUGAUGCGCAAAAAUUACUUCGAAUUGAUGUAAAUAAAGCUAGUAAACUCUGGGAAUUCUUUCAACAAGUUAAAUGGAUUUAA